UUGAAAGCUCGUCUAGGCCGUCGUUUUCGGUUUAUUGUUAUUAUUUUGUUUACGAAUUAAAAUGGCUAUUAAAAAACCCAAAGUAAUGGUGUUCUCUUAAGUUUGGUACAAAAAUGUUGAAUUUAUUACCAAUAGACUAUAAUUUAGUUUAAUGCUUAGUGUUCAAUACUCUCUUGUUUCUCUGCAUUGACGCCACGCUAGGGCCAGGCUUGUUAUUCUGAAAUGUUACCACUGAGUUUCGAACAGUUACAAUAAUACAAAUAUAUAUAUAUAAAUAUCGUUUUAAUAAACACUUAUGUUUUAAUCACACUUGUUACAAUGACAUUUUAUGUUGGUGGCAUAAUGGACCUUUUUCUUAUAUUAUUAUCCUUCGCAUCAUUGGGAAUGGCAUAUGACAAAGCAUCUUUCUAUGGGGCCAGUUUUAUAUCCUACCCGCUUCAAGAAGCCAAAGGUAUAACUGACAUUGGUUUUCGUUUUCGCACACAUCUCUCUGAUGCUUUACUUCUGUUGGCUGCUGGCAAGACUGAUUACUGUAUGAUUCGACUUGAAAAGGGCAGACUUAAGCUUAACAUAAAUCUUGGUGCUGGCGAGAGUGAGCUCUUCUCUCCCAGGGGCAGUCUCAAUGACAGCCAAUGGCAUCAUGUCAGCAUCGUACGCCGUGAGGCGAAUCUCACUAUGAAGGUGGAUGACAGCACAGUGAAAAAGCGACUGCCGGGCAGGUUCUUUGAACUGAACAUACAUUUCGGUGUGUUCCUUGGCGGCCAGGGGGACUUCUCUGAAUUGUUUUUGGGUCAUAUGGAAAACUUCCGCGGGUGUAUGGAAGAUGUUUACUAUAAUUCGGUAAAAAUAAUAGAGAAGGCUCGGUCGCGCGCCGGCUCGGUGCACGUGGAAGGAGUGACCUGGAACUGCGCCCCGGAAUUCGACGCUGAUAGUAACACCGACAUAAGUUUUGUUGAUGAAGGUGCUUACUUGAUUCUGCCCAGGAUUAACUCCAGAGCUGGCGGAAGAUGGCAAAUAGAAUUCAAGACGAUAGCACAAAACGCGGUGAUACUAUACAACGCCGGAGGGGGCCGUUCGGACUUUCUAGCCGUCGAAAUAUUGGAGGAGUAA
This is a messenger RNA of Manduca sexta (tobacco hornworm), 1110 nucleotides long. Its product is annotated as contactin-associated protein-like 5. The coding region runs from base 319 to 1110 and encodes 263 amino acids. The record is from RefSeq and is a predicted model, not a curated record. NCBI's taxonomy places the organism in Eukaryota, Metazoa, Arthropoda, Insecta, Lepidoptera, Sphingidae. The transcript has 6 exons.